CUCCUGCCGGCUUUCUCUUCCUUUUCCGGGCAAAAUGGCGGCGGCUGUGAGGAGAGCGGGGAGUGGUUGACGGGAGUCGGGCUCCAUUUAGGUCUCCAGUAGGCUUAGGGACCGGGAGUUUGCUAGGGGCUACCGGACAGUAGCUACUUGUAAAGAAUGACAUCAAUUAUCAAGCUAACCACCCUCUCAGGGGUGCAGGAAGAAUCUGCUCUCUGUUAUUUACUUCAGGUCGAUGAGUUUCGUUUUCUGCUAGAUUGUGGCUGGGAUGAGAAUUUUUCUAUGGAUAUCAUUGAUUCCUUGAGGAAAUAUGUUCAUCAGGUUGAUGCAGUACUUCUUUCACAUCCUGAUCCUUUGCAUUUGGGUGCACUUCCCUAUGCAGUGGGAAAAAUGGGAUUGAAUUGUGCUAUUUAUGCAACCAUCCCAGUGUACAAAAUGGGGCAGAUGUUCAUGUAUGAUCUCUACCAGUCACGCCACAAUACGGAAGACUUUACUUUGUUUACCCUGGAUGAUGUGGAUGCAGCUUUUGAUAAAAUACAGCAACUAAAAUUUUCUCAGAUUGUGAAUUUGAAAGGGAAAGGACAUGGUUUAUCCAUUACGCCGCUACCUGCAGGUCACAUGAUAGGUGGAACGAUUUGGAAGAUUGUUAAAGAUGGAGAAGAAGAAAUUGUUUAUGCAGUUGAUUUCAACCACAAGAGGGAGAUACAUUUGAAUGGAUGUUCCCUGGAAAUGUUAAGUAGGCCUUCCUUGCUUAUCACUGAUUCCUUUAAUGCUACUUAUGUUCAGCCAAGACGGAAGCAACGAGAUGAACAACUGCUAACAAAUGUCUUGGAAACACUUAGAGGUGAUGGAAAUGUCCUAAUUGCUGUGGACACCGCGGGUAGAGUCUUGGAACUUGCCCAACUGCUUGAUCAAAUAUGGAGGACAAAAGAUGCCGGUUUAGGAGUCUAUUCUUUAGCACUUUUAAAUAAUGUCAGCUACAAUGUUGUGGAGUUCUCAAAAUCUCAGGUUGAAUGGAUGAGUGACAAGCUGAUGAGAUGCUUUGAAGAUAAGAGGAAUAAUCCUUUUCAGUUUCGUCAUCUUUCCCUCUGUCAUGGACUUGCGGAUUUGGCUCGAGUUCCAAGUCCUAAAGUUGUCCUUGCCAGUCAGCCAGAUCUUGAGUGUGGGUUUUCAAGAGAUCUCUUUAUACAGUGGUGUCAGGACCCCAAAAACUCCAUUAUCUUGACAUACAGAACCACUCCAGGGACACUGGCACGAUUUCUAAUAGAUAAUCCUAAUGAAAAAGUUAUAGACAUUGAGUUGAGAAAAAGGGUCAAACUGGAAGGAAAGGAACUUGAAGAGUAUUUGGAGAAAGAGAAACUUAAAAAAGAGGCAGCCAAAAAGUUAGAACAGUCCAAAGAAGCAGAUAUUGAUUCCAGUGAUGAGAGUGAUGCUGAAGAGGAUAUUGAUCAACCAUCUGUUCAUAAAACUAAACAUGAUCUAAUGAUGAAAGGUGAAGGUAACCGAAAAGGAAGCUUUUUCAAGCAAGCCAAAAAAUCUUACCCUAUGUUUCCAGCCCCAGAAGAGAGAAUUAAAUGGGAUGAAUAUGGAGAGAUUAUCAAACCGGAGGAUUUCCUUGUUCCAGAACUGCAGGCAACUGAAGAAGAAAAGAGCAAACUGGAAUCUGGGCUUACAAAUGGAGAGGAACCAAUGGACCAGGAUUUAUCUGAUGUUCCUACCAAAUGUAUUUCAGCAAUGGAAACAAUGGAAAUAAAAGCUCGUAUUACAUACAUAGACUAUGAAGGACGUUCGGAUGGGGACUCCAUUAAAAAAAUAAUUAAUCAGAUGAAGCCACGGCAAUUGAUUAUUGUACAUGGACCACCUGAGGCAAGCCAGGAUCUUGCAGAGUCUUGCAGAGCUUUUGGUGGAAAAGAUAUUAAAGUUUACAUGCCCAAACUGCACGAAACUAUAGAUGCAACCAGUGAGACUCACAUAUACCAGGUUAGGUUAAAAGAUUCUCUGGUCAGUUCCCUUCAGUUCUGUAAAGCUAAAGAUGCAGAACUGGCAUGGAUAGAUGGGGUCCUGGACAUGCGGGUAUCAAAAGUGGACACUGGUGUGAUUUUGGAAGAAGGGGAACUGAGAGAUGAUGGAGAAGACACUGAAAUGCAAGUGGAUGCACCUUCGUCAGAUUCGAGUGCUGUUGCUCAGCAGAAGGCCAUGAAAAGUCUGUUUGGAGAUGACGAGAAGGAAAUAUGUGAAGAGACUGAGAUCAUUCCUACUUUGGAGCCUUUGCCCCCAAAUGAAGUUCCUGGACACCAGUCUGUAUUCAUGAAUGAGCCUAGGUUGUCUGACUUCAAGCAGGUUCUCUUGCGAGAAGGAAUUCAAGCUGAAUUUGUAGGGGGAGUGCUUGUAUGUAACAACUUGGUAGCUGUUCGCAGGACUGAAACGGGACGCAUUGGAUUGGAGGGCUGUCUCUGUGAAGACUUCUACAAAAUAAGAGACCUUUUAUAUGAACAGUAUGCAAUUGUCUAAAGGAGAAUUGUAAAUAUGCUACAUAUGGACUUUUUAUUUUUAUGAGAAAAUAGCACAUGUUUAUAAAAGUAUUUACUACUACUUACUGUUUUCCAUCUGAAAUACCUGAUGUCAGAACAUAAUUGGACAUAUUACAGAUAUAGUAGUUCUGUACAGAUAUUCUGUAUAUUUUGCAAAAAUUAUUUCUCAGAUUACUGCAUGUUUUUGUUGGGAAAGUUCCUAUUCCAUGGAAUUUCACUUGCAUGUUUUUUGUUUUAAAGAAUCCAUUCUGGCUAGGAUCUAGUUUUAAGCUGUACUUUAUUCCCAUUUAAACUGAUGGGGAAAUUAGGCUAAGUCAUUAUUAACCUAUUCCAUUGAUUUCAAUGGAACUAGGUAAAACUCCUUUAGUCCAGCUCUGGCACAUUAAGGUUUUGGUAGGAAUGCAAACCUUGUAAAUGUUAAAGGUCAGAUUUUCCAUUUUUCAAUUAAAAUAAUUUCCUUCUAUUCUUGAUUUUGUGACUAACUGUAAAUUACUAUUUUGGUAAAUCACAUCAAGAGAUCUUUAACACGUGAUCUCUUUAUUUGUCACAUUGGUUCCCUACCAAAAACUAAUAACUUGUUGGCUGGGGAAAUCAACGUUGUUUUAGUCCAAAACACACACAAAGAAACUACUUUCCCAGGCUUUGAAAUUAACAUAUAUUUUAGUCUUGCAGUUAUUGGUACUGAUGCUGUGAAGCUGCCUUUCAGUAUUUUAGAUGUACAGCUCAGCUGUUGUUAUUACUAAACUGGAUUAGGACACAGAAUUAGAAAUGCACAAAGGAAAUACAUGAAAGAGUAGUUCAUUCUGCUGGAAUGAAUUUGGGGUACAGAGCAGAUUCGGUCAGAAGGGUCCACAGAGAUAAUGAGCUCCAUGCUGUGACAGAUUUCUAGAGCCAAGCCAAGAGUCCCUAAUUUCUAUUUUUUUAUAAAUGUUUGCUGUUAA
Pogona vitticeps (central bearded dragon) is the source of this 3469-nucleotide messenger RNA. It is a transcript of the gene CPSF2, whose product is annotated as cleavage and polyadenylation specific factor 2. NCBI's taxonomy places the organism in Eukaryota, Metazoa, Chordata, Lepidosauria, Squamata, Agamidae. Gene Ontology annotation, cellular component: mRNA cleavage and polyadenylation specificity factor complex. Gene Ontology annotation, molecular function: RNA binding. Gene Ontology annotation, biological process: mRNA 3'-end processing by stem-loop binding and cleavage. The record is from RefSeq and is a predicted model, not a curated record.